Ricinus communis (castor bean) is the source of this 3272-nucleotide messenger RNA. RefSeq names its product chromosome transmission fidelity protein 18 homolog. Lineage: Eukaryota; Viridiplantae; Streptophyta; Magnoliopsida; Malpighiales; Euphorbiaceae. The transcript has 23 exons. Gene Ontology annotation, molecular function: ATP binding; ATP hydrolysis activity. The record is from RefSeq and is a predicted model, not a curated record. The coding region runs from base 166 to 3042 and encodes 958 amino acids.
CAACAGUGAAUAAUCCGAGGGCAGUGUUGGAACCAGAAACUUACUUUUGCCGCGUUUUUCCUUCAUUUUUUCCCGCCAAAAAUACAGAUCCCUCGCCGAUCUUCCUCUCACUCAAUCCCGCCUAACACACUGAUCCAUCGCUAAUCAAAACACCGAAUAGUAGACAUGGAUAUGGACAUCCCUGAUCCAGAAGAGCUCGAAUGGCUCGAAUCCAACUCUCAUUUCCAAGAAGAAGACCAUUCCGAUUAUAAUUCCUAUCCUUACCCGCCCGAUGAAGACCUCAAACCACAACAACAACAAGAAUCACCUCCUCACUCACCUUCAUCACCACCACCACGUAAGCGUCUCCGAUCUGACGGUCCUGGUUCACCUAUUCAUGAAAACAUUGAUAGUAUCGCAUCUGAUGAGAAACGAAGUAAAAUCGACGAUGUCGAACAAGAGGUUGACGAGGACUGGCUCCGAUACUCACCACCGCCGCCGCCGCCGCCGCAGGAGGUGGAGAGAAUGGAAGUUGCUGUGGAGGAGAAGAUUAUAUCAAAAUACAUAUCUGAGAUUGACGGUGAUUUUAUUCCAAUUACGGCGCCUAGUGGUGGUGAUAGGGUUUAUGCUAAGAUAUGUAGAGUCGAGACUGAAGAGAGAUUAAAGAAAUUGGAUAUGAAAUCGCAAUCAAAUGGUCUCAUCUCGGAGCCUGUCAAUGUUCUUUUGCAAAGAAUGGAGCAAGAGGCUUUCACCAAGGCCUUGCAUGCUAGUUCUGAAGGUCAAGCUGAUGUGGUUCUUACUGGAACAGAAAUGAUGCAUGAACAACUUUGGGUGGAUAAAUAUGCUCCAAAUUCAUUUACUGAGCUACUUAGUGACGAACAGACAAAUCGUGAGGUCCUCCUAUGGUUGAAACAAUGGGAUUCUUGUGUUUUUGGAUCUGAAAUCAGGAGUACGUCAGAUGACAUUCUAUCUUCUUUGAGACGCCAUUCAACUGUUUCUCAGCAUCAAAAACUUUCUCAUUCAAAUUUCCCUAGAAGGAUAAAAGGUCAUGGAUGGACUAAUGGGAAUUUUAGGCAUUCCAACAGUUUGGACAAUGAAAACAGUAAUGUGAAAGGAAUUCAGGACUUAUGGAGCAAGAAGUCCAGGCUUACUGGUCCACCAGAACAGAAGAUCCUUUUACUUUGUGGGCCCCCAGGUCUUGGAAAGACCACUCUCGCACAUGUAGCUGCUAAGCAUUGCGGAUAUCGAGUUGUGGAGGUUAAUGCAAGUGAUGAUAGGUCCUCGUCUACAAUUGAAGCUAAAAUCCUUGAUGUGGUUCAGAUGAAUUCUAUAAUGGCCGACUCCAGGCCCAAAUGUUUGGUGAUUGAUGAAAUAGAUGGAGCUCUUGGUGAUGGCAAAGGUGCUGUGGAGGUUAUUCUAAAGAUGGUUUCUGCUGAAAGAAAGUCAAAUACUGGGAAGGAAAAUGUUGCUAAAGGAGAUCAAUCAGGAAAGAUAUCUGCAAAAAAGGGGCGGAAGACAGUGUCACUUUCAAGACCUGUGAUUUGCAUAUGCAAUGAUCUGUAUGCACCCGUCUUGAGACCAUUACGCCAGGUAGCAAAGGUUCAUAUAUUUGUUCAACCAACAGUUAGUCGUGUGGUAAACAGGCUCAAAUUUAUUUGUAAGAAGGAGGGAAUGAAAGUGAGUUCCAUCGCCCUCACUGCUCUGGCAGAUUACGCUGAAUGUGAUAUACGCUCAUGCUUGAAUACCCUCCAGUUUCUCCACAAUAAGAAGCAGUCUCUUCAUAUGUUGGAGAUUGGAUCUCAGGUGGUUGGUCAAAAGGAUAUGUCUAAAAAUGUUUUUGAUAUCUGGAAAGAGAUUUUCCAAAAGAAAAAAAUGAAGCGGGAAAGAAAAUCCAGUACUGGCAGCUUGUCCCAUGAAUUUAACUUCUUGCACUCCCUUGUAUCCAAUCGGGGUGAUUAUGAUGUGGUUUUUGAUGGUAUUCAUGAGAACAUCUUGCAACUCCAAUAUCAUGAUCCACUGAUGCAAAAGACAGUCAAGUGCUUCAAUAGUCUCGGAGUUUCUGAUCUAAUAAACCAAUAUAUUAUGCGUACCCAGCAGAUGCGUCUUUAUGCAGCUUAUCAGCCUCCUCUUGCAAUAAUUGUGCACCAUCUUGUUGCUCAAGUUCAAAAACCAAAUAUUGAGUGGCCAAAGUCUUAUCAAAGAUACCGAACAAUGUUGAUGGAAAAGACAGACAUUUUGAGGUCUUGGCGAAGCAAAAUUCCACCAUUCAUUUCAAGACAUUUGUCAAUUGAGUCCCUCGUAGAAGAUUCAAUUUCGCCUUUAUUACAUAUUCUGUCACCUUCAACUCUUAGGCCGGUGGCAUUUCAUUUACUAUCAGAAAAAGAGAAGAAUGGUCUGGCUCAGUUAGUGAGCACUAUGGUAUCUUAUUCUGUAACAUACAAGAACAUGAAACCCAAUCCUCUUUCCUCUACACAGGAAUUUGAAGCAGCUUUAGAUGCCUCAGCACUUUCCUUUGAUCCUCCCAUUUGCGACUUCAUUAAGGGCUAUAACUCUGCUCAUUAUGUACUUCCCUUAGCAGUGAAACAAGUUCUUGUUCAUGAGGUUGAGAAGGAAAAGAUACUGCAAGUAAGCAGAUCUGCGCAUUUAACAGAUGGGGGCAGUAAAGAGAACCUCGACUUAGCAAACGGAAAGCAUAGCAAGUUACAGUCUGCUAAUGACUCUACAUCUUUAUCUGCUUCUAAAAUUGAAACCAGAAAUAACUUGUUAAAUCGACACCAAUGUAAAACUGGUGACUCAACAAAGCCAUCAAACUUGGAUUUCAGUAAAAGUUCCACAUCCAGCAUGAAACUAAAAUCCCCAGGAAAUUCAAAGCCUUGUACUGGCUCCACCAGCUUCUUCGACAGGUUCAGGAAAGUGAGUAGUAAAAGUUCCCCAAACACAGACAUUGCCGUACAGAAGACGACCACCUUAGAAAGAGAUUUACGUCCUCUGCUUUUUAAGUUUAAUGAGGGUUUUACAAACGCUGUAAAAAGGCCUGUCCGAAUGCGCGAGUUCCUGCUAUAAUUAAUAUUUGAUUAUUCACUGCUUGGAACACUGGCAGUGCCAUUUGUUCAUAGCAGCACAAAAGUUCAUAUGUUUAUAUUCACAAUUUUUUAAUAUUCUUAAAACCUUAUCUUGCAUUUGAAAAGGAAGCCACAGAUAUAUAAUUUUAGGGGUCCGGAGAAGAGAGAGAACCAAUUGUCCGAUGCUGCAUAUGUUCUCAACUGGCAAAUACAUGAAAUGAUUCCAGUGUA